Frankliniella occidentalis (western flower thrips) is the source of this 846-nucleotide messenger RNA. Its product is annotated as WW domain-binding protein 11-like. The annotation marks the transcript as partial. The record is from RefSeq and is a predicted model, not a curated record. The transcript has 2 exons. NCBI's taxonomy places the organism in Eukaryota, Metazoa, Arthropoda, Insecta, Thysanoptera, Thripidae.
AUGAUGAGUACAAAUAAUGGGGAUAAUAGUGGAAGUGAAGACAGUGAUGAUGAUGAGAAUGGAUCAGAAAAAAGUGAUAAAACAAGUGAAAAGGAAGAUACAGAAAGUGAGAAAGAUGACACAGCAAGUGGAAAAGAUGGCUCAGCAAGUGAGAAAGAUGACACAGCAAGUGGAAACGAUGGCUCAGGAAGUGAAAAAGAUGGCACAGCAAGUGAAACUGAUAAUUCAGCCAACAAUUACACGGAAAACUCUAAUGACAACAGUCCACCAAGUAACAAAGACUAUAUUUUGAAACUCAUGAAGAAGUAUUGCAAGGAAGGCGUGGAUGAUGCAACUUUGUGUGUCUCUCUCAAUUGUGAGGAAGCAGCGGUGGGUUACGAUCCACAGGCCAUUGUGAGGCACUAUGUUUACCGCUGCAGGGAUGACCAGUUUAAGAGGCGAAGGACACCCUCUAUUCCGACUCUUCGUGCUGAACCCGCUGCUCACCAAUAUGAUGAUGUCGUCGGGUUUCAGACAAGGCCACCCCCACCUCAAAUGGUCCACCCUCCACCUCAAAUGGUCCACCCCCCACCUCAAAUGGUCCACCCUCCACCUCAAAUGGGCCACCCUCCACCUCAAAUGGUCCACCCUCCACCUCAAAUGGUCCACCCCCCACCUCAAAUGGCUCAUCCUCCACCUCAAACGUUCCAGCCUCCACCCCCUGGAGUUGAGACUACAACCCUUCCUCAAACCCUGCCCUCGCUCUCAGCAAUCGAGUCACUCAAUAUUUCUGUUGAUUUCCCAAAUCCUUUGCCUGGUGCCCAACUCCCACUUUCCACAGUACUUGGACAACAUAUGCAGGCUGGG